AUGGUCUCUAAGUCAAUCUAUGCAACAAAGUCCAGUGCUACAUCUCAUCGUAACCAGGCACCUCGAAGACGGCCAAAGGUCACGCUCAGCAAAGAAGCACGAGUAGCCCUCAGGGCUGCACAGUGCGACAAGUCUCGCAAAUUCAAGGAUGCCCUUGAUGAAGCCUGGGACCAGAUCAAUGAGACUACAAAGACUAUUGCCGUGUCUCACCAAAAGAGCAUCCGACGCGUCCAAAAUCAGUUGUACUUUGGUCUCCGCUUGAAGCGCUCAAAGCCAAGUCUCUGGAACACAUUUUGCUGGAAGAAAAAUCUGGAUAAAGAAAACCAUAGCGAAGGUAGAGCUGCACUUCAGUCACUAGUCCGUGAUCAUAAGGAAGCAUACCAUGCGCUGUUGAAAGAAGAACGGGAGGACCUCUUAGAGGAGUUCACAGAGUACAGAGACACUAGGACUAAAGGUCUGCGCAUCUCGAUGAAGUCAAAGCUCAUUAGUCUUAGAUGUCGUACUGGUGCCGAGAGUAUUUUAUUCACAACGUGUGGCUCAACGGAUCUCCCUUUAUGCGGGAUUACUUUCGCAAGUGAUGGAGUUGAAAAAUUCAUGGGUUCGGUGAUGGGGAUUGAUAAUCAGGAUUUUGUGAGCAAGAUGGAAGGAUCUGCCAUCCAAGGGAUCAAAGGUCAAAAAACAAUUAAUGUGCGGGAAAGAAUCAUCAGAAGCUCAUCCCAGACACACCAGUAUCGCUUACCUCCAUCAAUAGAAGAGAUCACUGGUGAGCCUGGUGCCACCAUGCAAUGGGCGCACUACUUCCACAAUGUGGUUCAAUGCUAUCAGGUCGUAAUCAAAGGGUGGCCAGACAACAUUAAGUUCACAAACCUCAGCAACGUGUCCAAAUGGGUCAACAUAGAUGAUGAUGAGCUUGAGAAACUUCAUCUGGAGCGUAACGAGCAGCUUGACAAUGGGGAUAUCGUUGACCAUCGUCAACGCACUCGCUCUGACAAGGGAAGGAAGCGCAAACAACUUGCAGCGUCUCAAAAGAAACACAAAAGUGCAGAAUUCAUCGAGAGCAGUGACGAAGAAGAUGAGCCUGACCAGCCCCCAACUGAUGCUACUAGCAAGAAACACAAGAGUGCAGAAUUCAUUGAGGACAGUGACGAAGAAGACGAGCCAGGACCAAGUACUCACUCUGCUGAGCAGGCUAACACCAACGAACUCCCUCAGUUUGAUACCAACAAGCUUCCUCAGUUCAAUGCCCACGAAUUUGCUGUGCAGUCCAACCUUCCGGCUUUCAAUCUUAAUGCGCCUUUUGACGCUGAUAUUACCUUGGCUCGCCUCAAUACGUUGUUCGGUUCAUACGACUUCCAGGAUUUCAGUAACACCAUCUGA
Messenger RNA from Suillus subalutaceus, 1377 nucleotides. RefSeq lists its product as uncharacterized. The coding region runs from base 1 to 1377 and encodes 458 amino acids. The record is from RefSeq and is a predicted model, not a curated record. The transcript has 7 exons. NCBI's taxonomy places the organism in Eukaryota, Fungi, Basidiomycota, Agaricomycetes, Boletales, Suillaceae.